UGUCGUCUGCUAAUCGCAUAUUACCGCUGUACACUGUAGAACUAGAUAGAUAAGGAUUAGGAUUAAAAUUUCCAGCUCGGUUAUGUUCCUUCAUUAACAAACAUUCUUUAAGCUUAAGAGAUAAUGAUAUAUAAAUUUUUAAUUAAUAUAUUGUUUGUUGAAUUAAAAUAUUCGCCAUAUGCAAGCGAUCAGUUUAGUGCCUUUCACGAGAUGCAUCUGCCCGGGGUAGUAAUACCCGAUCCCAACUGUUUACCUGGUUUUGUCCCACGCUUUAUAAGCAUGUGAUUAUCGCAGUUCUCACCUGGGGUUUGGAGAGAUCAACACCCCGUUUUCUGUGUCCAAGAACGAGGGUUGAGGCUCGGUUAUGACCGCAUUAGCACAUUGGGUGCUGCAAUGGUGACACCAGACGUCAGGUCGAUCCACUGACUUUCUGUUAAAAAAUAAUAGUUCACAACGUCUUUUUGUUACAAACUAAUGAGACCUGAAUUUAAGUUCUACCAGAACUAAAUUAUUUCAUUUUUGACCUGACAGCCUGUGAAAGUCAUUCCCCCUGUCCACCUACCCACCCACCCCAUAUGUACUUGGUAUAUAAGAUAAAUUACGUUUUGUACAGUUUAAAGGUUAAUUGCAAGCACAGAUGUUUCUUGAGUUAAAAAUAAGACUGUCGGAGAAAAGGUGAUGUUUUCUUGUUUAACGUCCGUGCCGCCAGGUGUGCAUCAGGAUGCGUCACCAGCGAAGCAUCUACCCGUUUCGUCGCUGAGAAAACAUAUCAGAUGUUUGAAGAUCUUAGCAGGUUUGUGAAAACCAUCCCUGCCUUCCUUCUGGAUUAACAUCUGCGCGCAACCCAUCGCAAGAGCAAUGUCGCGAUGUGCCGACCAUCAGAGGGUUUAACCGCGACACUUGUACUGAUCAUUUAUUUAUUCCCCCCUCUCUCUCUCUCUUUCUAAAGGUCGCAUAAAUGUUGCUGGGGAUGUAUCACUUGUUCUCGAAUUUUCUUACAAUGUUUUCAAAUUUUAUGGCAGCUUUGCGGAUUUUCGGUGGAAAUAAAAUCUCAUUUGAAGGGUACUGUUAGAAUUUAGGACGGAAAGCGGAAAGGACGUAUGGUUCUUGGUCAUUGAAGGGAAAAAAGGAGGAAGGAUGCGGGUGUGCUCUGCGACGAGGGAGUCACGUGGUUUUAGUAUACGACAAUUGGUUUGAGUUUGGUAAAGCAUUUUAGGGUAGCUAGUCGCAGAAAUUGCAAGCUAUUUUUUUAAAUGCCUUGUCAACGAGAAUGUGCGGAUGAUAGAUUGUACAGAGUCUGCAUUCGAAGCAGGGUGGAGCAUGUGAAGAUUUUGCUGAAUGCACAGAAGCUGUUGAGUUUUAAGCCGAUUCGGAGGAGUAGAAACUUAUCUAGAACGAUGUCAAGCGGCAAAUAUUAUUAUUCGGGCAGGCGCAAUAAUCUUUCCGACUAUCAUGCAGUUGUCUUGCUUGUUCCUUUGGACAAACUUCCGCAUUGUCUAGGCUUGGAGCAAGGUGUCAGUCGAAGACCCUGGAUCGUGGGCACUUCACGGCAUGCCCUGCCGUCAUCAGGUGCCCACAUAUCGCCCGUGUCUCGAGCCAGCCCCGCUCCAAGCUUGACCUCCCGGGCCACGAGCCCUGCCCCCAGCUUGACCAACAUCACGGGCCGCUCCCUCAACGACACAUCUGUCUGGACGGCCAGGGCCUCGCCCAACGCGUCCUUCGACAUGACCCAUGGCUCGGCCCUGGCGGCCAGCUAUGCCAACAGCAUGAAGAACUUUUCGCAUCCGCAGCCCACUCUUAAGAGUUACGAGGAUUUUGAGAACAGCGGCAUCUUUGAGGUCCAGCCCUUGCUGGAGCAGAGACACAAAGAAGAAGAGGAGAGGCUGCAACGGUUUUUGGCGGAGGAAAGGGAGAAGGAAUUCAAAAGGCUGAACGACACCAUCGCCUCCGAGAAAGAGAAGGCUGCGGAAGACCUCCUGAGCAGCCUGGACCAGAUGUCGCUGCAGAACACGGUGCCCAGUCUUGUGGAAGAGCGUGAGCGCAUCGAGGAGCAUUUCCAGCGCGUGCAGGAGGACCGCCUGAAGCUGGUCCGCGAGAAGAUUUCUACGGAGGAGAAGACCCGCAGCGGCAAGAUGUUGGACCGCCACUGCCAGGAGAUGCUUAUGCUCAUCGGCGAGAAGGACCGCGAGAUGGACCGCACUAACCUGUUUGACCACAGCAUGCGCCCUCCCAUCGAAACCCCGGAGAGUAAGAAGGUGCACCUGUACAAGACACCCGCGGUCUUCGAGAACAUCGACCUGAGAGCGAUCGCGCUGGUGAACAAAGAUUACGAAAACUACACCGACCUGGUGAAGGAUUUAACACGAGACUGUCACAGCGAACUUGAGAAAGUCAGGGCCAUAUUCCGAUGGGUGAUUGCCAAGGACCUGAGCAAGAACCAAGUGAGUGAGAUCGUGAGGCCUCAGCAGACCAACGCCCUGCUGAAAGGUGUCAAGAGCGGCAAGGAGACUUACCACCAGCUCUUCAAGAAACUCUGCAGCUACGCGGGGAUCCACUGCGAGAUCAUCUUGGGAUACUCCAAGGGUGCCGGCUACAAGCCGGGGAUGCGGAUGGAUGGCAACGCCUUCCGCAACUCGUGGACGGCCGUGCACGUGGAGGGCUCGUGGCGGCUGAUCAACUGCACGUGGGCAGCACGUCACGUCACCGGCCACCGGGACAACCUUCCGCAGCUCUUCCACAAGUACGAUGAAUUCUACUUCCUGACAGACCCGGAGGACUACGUGUAUCAACAUUACCCGGACGAACCCUCCUGGCAGCUACUGGAGAUACCUCUGCCCUUCUCGGAAUUCCUGAACCUCCCCGUAGUCAAGUCACCCUUCUUUAACUACGGGCUUCGCUUCUACUCCAACUACGGCGCCACCCUAACCACGGAGACCGGCAUGGUGGAGAUCCGUCUGGUGACGCCCAAGAUCCUGGGGUUCGGAUCCUUGCUUGAGCCCGUGAACAAAUCGGCGUCGGAUCCCCGCCAGUACGACGGGCGGGUGCUGCUGCGCUACGUGAAGAACGAGGCCAUCUUCACUGUUGCUCUCCCCAACCCUGGUCUCUUCUACUUCACCGUCUACGUGGGCGACUACUGGAACUCCGAGUGCUUGGAGAGCGCGUGCACCUUUCUCAUCAACUGCCCGGCCAUGUCCGGACGCCCUUCGCCUCCUUACCCACCAGUCCCGUUCUUCGGCCCCACCCCCGUGAUGGACAUGGGUAUCUCCGCCGACACCAACGUCGAUCCACUGAUCGUCUGCAACUCAGACUACCUGGAGAUCAACUUCCAGCUACUGAAGGACCUCAAGAUCAGCCAUACCUUUCAGUACUUUGACGUCCACGACGGUUCCAUCUCGGACAUCGAUCGCUUCGUCUUUCUGCGCUCGCGGAAUGAGAAGGGUGCCAACUACCUGGUACGCUGCCCCAAGGAGGGCUUCUACAUCUUCUCUCUGUUCGCGGCAGACACUACAUCCGCGGGGGAGGCUGCCAACAACCUGGACUGUGCUAUGCGCUACCUGAUCAUCUGUCAGGAGCCCAGCCCCUCUGUGGGAGUUCCCAAGACGUGCGCCCGCUGGCAGCGCUGCACCCUGCACGAGCCCCUAGCCGGCGACCUGCUGACCGACAAACGCUACAUCUUCAAGAUGGACAUCCCGCAGGCCGUAGAGGUCUUCGUUGUCAUCGGAGACAUCUACCACCACCUCAAGCGCAAGAUCGGCUUCACGUGGGAGGGUCAGAUCCUGACCUCAUCGCAUUCCGGCAUGGCUAAGGUCAUCGCGAGGUUUCAGGCCGGCAAAGACCAGUCUGUGUUUUCGCCUAUGUUAGAGUACAAAAUCUUGGAAGACACAGAAACAGAAAUCUGAGACAAGACUUGUCUUUUUUCUCUCACGGAUGGAAACGUUUUCUAACUGUAAUCUCGUUAGAAUUCCUCUUCAAGAAAUUUAGUCCGCAAAUGCAUUUCCGUUAUGUACAUUAUAAAAAUUCUUGGAGAAAAAAAAAAUUAAAAAAACGAAGGUCAUGCAGCACCAGUCAAUCAAAGUGACCAAAAUGAAUUAUAUUUCAAACACUGGCAUGUUCGCGGUGCUAGUUAGAAUGGCAUAAUGAAAUCGGACUUCAAAUGAUAUCAUUAAAUUGUUUCAUCAGAAAUCAUUUUGCAAGCAGUUGUGAACCGUUGAAUGGGAGUGCUCGCGCUGAGACUAGCCUCGUAUGAAUACUGACAUUAUGUAUGAGUCCACGUGAGCAGGUGCCUUCUGAUAUUGAUAUUCUCACAUAUCAUUUUCGACAUUGUUUACACCAUGUCAUUUUUUUGUUUUUGUUUUUCCUCUGUUCAUUUUUGCAGCACAUGUCAUGACACAUUUCAUUAUAGACUGAUAAUAUUGAGUAAGUAGAAAUCCUGUUUUCAUACUCUUUUUAGUGUCUUUCUGUACAGUUGUGACAGUUUCAUAUGCUCUAAAAAUACAGUUGCAGCAUUUCGAAUGUUUAAUAAUGCUUUUGGUGGUUGUGCUGUGUCCUGCUGUGUCAGGAAAAGUGAAAGUGAACAUUUUUUUAUGAAAUGAAAUAUUUUUAUUAUUUGUUUGGUCCUACAAAACUUUUUUUUCAACUGUCCUCCAUUUUUUUAAAGCAAUGUCUUCACCAGAGUCGAGGCUCAGACAUAAAUUGAUUCAUUAAAGGAAAGGACACGUACUUGAGUGAAAGUAUUAAUUCAAGUAUGAUGAUGACAAUUAAAAUAAAAAUGAGUAAAGACCGAGAUAGACCCUAGCCACUCUGCAACUAAGGGAGAAAAUUAUUAACAUUGUAGUUACCACAAUGAUCAUCCUCCUCGUCGUCGUCGUCGUUGUCGUCACUAGCACCCCACCCCGUACCCACAAAAGCCACCACAUCCAUGUCGAACGGUUUCCUUGAAGGGAAAAAGACAUGGCUUCAUGACAAAACCGUUAACGCUUUUACAUCAACUGCCAUUUCAACUGCGUGUAUAUUAUUUCCUAUACUGUAUUUUACAUUCAUGAAUUUUUUUGUUGACCUUUUGCCUUUCAUUGUGAUCUCUGUACUUAUCCGUUUGAAAGCCGAACAUUCACAUUAUUUUCUUCAUAGUUUAUGUUAACCUGUUAAUCAGUGAGUUAUAGCCCUUGCUAAUGUGACAUUUCGAAUCGUCAAUGUGACAGUUAUACAUCGAAAGUGAAAGUUUUACCCAUUGUAUGUAUAUAUGUAGGAUUCCUGUACAGACAUGUUUUCUUCACACUCGAUAUUCUUAUGUAUAGCUUUAUUUUUCUUAAGAUAUAUUUAAUCUGUCUGUUUUCUGUUUAAGGGCAGCACUAGGCGUAGCUGUGUUUAUAAUUUCUUUUAACCCCUAGUUUAGAUUUUGCACAUAGUUGUUGACAUUAGUAACCCUAAGUUGCACAUGAUAAAAUGCUUUCUGAAAAAAUUAUAUAUUCGCGCUUUUAGGAGUUUGAAUAAGCAGAAUAAUCGCCCUAGAUAAACUUCUAGCUAGAGCACAUUAGAAGUUUAGAAGCUUCGGGUUGUCUUAUUCUGAACCUUGUUAGCUGAAGUAAAAGAAGUAGAAAAAGCAUCACACCUUCAGAACUCAUAGAAUAAAUUUGUUUCUUAGAUAUUGGUACUUAUUAUAUUCCUUAAAUUCUGCAUAAUAUUGCUGUUUCUGGCUUCUGUAUAACGCUUGAGGAGGAUAUUAUUUUUAAAACUUAAUCGAAAUUCUUUGCAAACUUCAACACAUAAAUGGGUUUUGUGUUUUAAAAAUCUUCCAUCUAAGUCAGGGGUGGGCAAUUAAUUUUCCCAAGGGGCCGCAUGAGAAAUUCGGAUGGUUUUAGAGGGCCGGACUAAUAUAGUUAACUCAGUUUUACCCAAUACUGUAUGUAUGGUAUGCAUACUGACGGGCGGCCUGUCAGAGACAGGAGGCGGGCCGGAUCCGGCCCGCGGGCCGCCCCUUGCCCAGGUCUGAUCUAAGUGUAUUAAUUUUAAUAUGGACCAUUAGAACGAGCUUUCUUGAAACGUAUAUUUUUUUACAGUAUGAUUCAACGACUCAUAUCAUGAAGUGAUAUAUUUUUCUUAUAACUUAACAUAUGAGCGACAGAACUAAUCUACCCACAAAAAUUAUGUAGGAACCUUGCUGACCAACAGCGAAAAAAAGGGAUAAUGCCAUGCUUUGUUGAUGUUAUUUAUAGUACUUGGGUGGGUAGUGGACCAACCGAAACAUACCACCUAGAAUUACCUGUGUGUAGUAACUGACUUCCAUUGUUAUGGAUAUUAUUUGUCUGGUUUUUUUAACUUUCUGCUUGCUAACAAAAUACCAAGGUGCCGGUAAAAACCCAUUGUCCUAGGGCGAUGCAUUUGUUUGCGUUUGAGUCGGUUUCCGACAAUGAUAGCUCUGUACGGUUGUCGCCGAAAUAAAUGUCAUAUAAAGAAUAUUUUAUUAGUUUA
This is a messenger RNA of Pomacea canaliculata, 6468 nucleotides long. Its product is annotated as hillarin-like. Lineage: Eukaryota; Metazoa; Mollusca; Gastropoda; Architaenioglossa; Ampullariidae. The record is from RefSeq and is a predicted model, not a curated record.